This is a messenger RNA of Chaetomium globosum CBS 148.51, 2118 nucleotides long. RefSeq lists its product as uncharacterized. Gene Ontology annotation, molecular function: RNA binding; RNA helicase activity; ATP binding. Lineage: Eukaryota; Fungi; Ascomycota; Sordariomycetes; Sordariales; Chaetomiaceae. The record is from RefSeq and is a predicted model, not a curated record. The transcript has a single exon. Gene Ontology annotation, biological process: mRNA splicing, via spliceosome. The coding region runs from base 1 to 2118 and encodes 705 amino acids. Gene Ontology annotation, cellular component: catalytic step 2 spliceosome.
AUGGAUCGGAGACGUUUACCGCCAGACCUCCCAGCUCUGCUUCGGCAGCGGGAGGCUGAGAGAGCCGCGGCUGCGAAGCCUAGGUUCAUCCCGAAGAAGGAACGAGAGCGCAUGGCCGCAGAGAAAGCGGCGAAAGAGGAGGAAGAACGGAAACGACGAGAAGAAGCGCUCAUUGCACAACGGCAUUCGUCGGCCAACGGGACAAACGGAUCGAAUGGAUACUCUAGCGGAAAGUCGACGACCAACAGUAUACCAACCGGCCCCAAAGCGAUGCGCCACCCAGGCGACAGUGGUGAACCUGAGCACGGCGGGAAGCGGCGCCGGCUUAACGACAAUGAUGAAAAACGAGCCGAGAUGGAGCGGAAGGAUGCAGCGGAGUUGCGGGCCAAGUACAUGGGUCCUGAGGUCAACCAAUCUACAUUCUCGGCGAAGAAGAAGAGAAAGAGGACGGCGGCAAAUAAGUUCAACUUUGACUGGGAUCCCGAAGACGACACGAGCAGGCCUUUCGACCCCGUCUACGCAGAACGCCCAGAGUCACUCGUAAGGCUCGCGGGCUACGAGAAUACCGACGAGUUGGUGCUCCGGAAGGCAGAGGCCAUCCGGCGCGGCGACCCAGAAACGGGAGAGGAGCGCGCGAGGAAGUUGUUGGAACAACACGAGCGCGUCAAACAAGCGGCAGAACGCAAGAACUUUGGCAAGCACUGGUCGGAGAAAAAGCUAGAGGACAUGAAAGAACGCGAUUGGCGUAUCUUCAAGGAGAACUUCGGCAUCGCCACUAAAGGUGGCGCCAUCCCAAAUCCAAUGCGCAGCUGGGCCGAGUCAAAUCUGCCACGGCGGCUGCUCGAAAUUGUCGAAAAUGUCGGCUACGACGAGCCAACCCCUAUUCAAAGGGCUGCUAUACCGAUAGCACAACAGGCACGCGACCUGAUUGGUGUUGCCGUUACCGGUUCAGGUAAAACAGCCGCCUUCCUCUUACCUCUGCUAGUAUACAUCUCGGAACUCCCUCCUCUUACGGAAUUCAACAAGAACGACGGGCCGUAUGCGCUCAUUCUCGCCCCGACCAGAGAAUUGGUGCAGCAAAUCGAGACCGAGGCCAGGAAAUUCGCCGGUCCCCUUGGUUUCACUGUCGUUAGCAUUGUUGGUGGUCACUCUUUGGAGGAGCAAGCCUUUGCGCUCCGGAACGGCGCAGAGAUUAUUGUCGCAACUCCGGGUCGUCUGGUGGACUGUCUUGAGAGGCGCCUGCUUGUGUUUUCCCAGUGCUGCUACAUUAUUAUGGAUGAAGCAGACCGCAUGAUCGACCAGGGUUUUGAGGAGCCCCUAACCAAGAUUCUCGACGCUCUACCGGUAGCAAACGAGAAGCCGGAUACAGAAGAUGCAGAGAACUCACAACUCAUGAGCCGCUACCUCGGCGGCAAAGAUCGGUACCGCCAAACCAUGAUGUAUACAGCGACCAUGCCCCCGCUCGUCGAGAAAAUCGCCAAGAAAUACCUGCGUCGUCCGGCCAUCGUGACUAUCGGUAAUGCCGGUGAGGCCGUCGACACAGUCGAGCAGCGUGUCGAGUUCGUUUCGGGCGAGGAUAAGCGUAAGCGGCGCUUGCAAGAGAUCCUUAACUCGGGCCAGUUCAAGCCGCCCGUUAUCGUCUUCGUCAACAUCAAACGCAACUGCGAGAUGGUCGCCAAGGACAUCAAAUCAUGGGGCUACUCGACGGUCACGCUCCACGGCAGCAAAACGCAGGAGCAGCGUGAAGCGUCGCUGGCGUCGGUUCGGAACGGUCAGGCAAAUAUCCUGGUGGCCACGGAUCUGGCGGGGCGUGGUAUCGACGUGGCGGAUGUGUCGUUGGUCGUCAACUUCAACAUGCCCUCGAGCAUCGAGGCGUACACGCAUCGUAUCGGUCGUACCGGUCGUGCGGGCAAGAGCGGUGUGGCCAUCACAUUCCUGGGCAACGAGGACUCGGACGUCAUGUACGAUCUGAAGCAGAUCAUCUCCAAGUCUUCGAUCUCGAAGGUGCCGGAGGAGCUGCGGCGGCACGAAGCCGCGCAGUCGAAACCGACGCGGGGCGGGGGUAAGAAGCUGGACGAUAGUGGGGGUUUCGCCGGGAAGGGGGGUUCGUGGCAGUAG